This is a messenger RNA of Porites lobata, 8473 nucleotides long. The record is from the annotation of a GenBank genome assembly. Lineage: Eukaryota; Metazoa; Cnidaria; Anthozoa; Scleractinia; Poritidae.
UUUUGUUUCCAGGUUUUACUUUGCUUUCUUAUUGGAGCCUUUAUAGGAUUUUCCCUUAGUGCUGAAGGAGAUUCAAGUGCCAGGCUUCUUGUCUCAAAAAAUAUUCUGAACCAGUAUGUUGUGGAGGGAAAAGAGUUAACAGUCCAUUAUAACAUCUUCAAUGUUGGAAGUGGGUAAGUUUUUAACGUACACUAAGAUGUAAGAUUUCAUUCUGUGCUAAAAUAGAGUGAUUUUAGCUACCAGUAAGUAUAGUAUUAAAACUUUGUGUAUGACCAUGGACAAAUUUCCUGUUUUGUUGUUGCAUGCAAAUUUCUCUAUCCCUUCACUUGCUGUAUACAGCACGCAAGAGCCCUGUGGUAAUGUAGGUAAAGUUGAUGAUAAUUAUGUUCACAUGACCACACAUGUUGGGAUCACAGGUAACAAUAAUUUAUUAUCUUUUUUUUAAGGAAAGCAAGGAAAAGCUUGCAUCAAUUCCUUGCUCUUUUUCACAUAUCCCAGUGCUGUGAAAGAGUCCAGAAAUCUGCCUGUAUUUGCAGGGGAGGAAAACUCAUCAAUACCCCAAAUUGAAGAGCUUUUCCUUGACAAAUCUAAAAUGCACUUUAAAAGAAAUUCAACUUACUUUACCUCUUUAAUGCCAUCCUGCCAGACAGACAAAGCACAUCAGUUAAAAUUCAUCACUGACGGGAUGGGGGCUCUUGUAGGAAUGGAAAAUUAAUCCACCCAUAUCCCAAAGAUGAGAACUUUUCCUUGGGCUAACAACACACUAUUAAAGAUAAAAAUUAAUAAUUUUAUCAUUUUCGAUUUCCCUUCCUGUCCCAUCUAAACUUGCAGUACAUUGUUGUGUAAAUGUUAUGCUUUGACUUUUUGUAACAAUAUUAUUGUUUGCAUCACCAGUCCAGCCACAUCAGUGUCUUUGGCAGACAAUUCCUUUCCAGCAGAUGAAUUCAAGGUUCUUCAUGGUCUGUUGUCCGUAAAGUGGAAAGUUAUUGCUCCGUAUCCUUUUAAUACUAUAGUAUUGUUUGUGAGUUCUGAAUACCUCUAGAGUCAAUUAUGAAGAAAGAAAUAUAUAGUUCACGCUUUUGUGUCCAUAGAAGAAAUCUUAUGAUUUUAGCAUUUAAAUGAAAAGUCAGUUGGUAGCAGUACUUUUUCACUGUACACCAUUAUUUUGUGUGUUUUUUUUUUGUAUUUUACGAAACAAAAUCUGGAAUGAUAGAAAAUCAGAUGGUGAAUUUUGAGCCUGGGGAAUACAUGAGAAAGGUGGUUUUUCAGUCAGUGACACAGGUGGCUCAGAAGAAAAAAUCUGAGCACUCCCUAUUCAUGACCAUCUUUCUACUAGUCCAGAUGCUCUACCACUGAGCUACAGGACACAUUUAGGAUAUGGCUUGAUUUCAUCUUGUUUCUUGGCCUGGUAAUAUGUAAUUGCCAUGAAAGAGUAACAAUCAUUUUCACCUCUACUCCUGGCUGAAUUCUGGGAGUAAAAAAUAAAUAAAUUUGAUUUGAUACUACUACAUGAGAAAUUUCUACAAGUUGAUUGGCUUAGAGCAGUGGUAUUUCAGCUUAAUUUGAAAUACCUACAUGUGAAAAUUACAAACCUUUUGCAGUAGUACUAUAAACAAAUAAUAGCAUGAUUUUUAGGUGGUAUUUGGCAUAAAUACCACUCAUGAUAUUUCAAAGUUGUCUCAAAUUUCAAAAUUACAUGAACAAUAUCAAAAUAUCACUUGUGGUAUUUAUGCCAAAUAUCAAUACAAAUCAUGCUAUUACCUAUACUAAUCUGUUCUAAUUUCCCAUCAGUGUUUUGAUGAUCAGGCAAGUCUUAAGCAUAGCUCCUAACCAUUGUUUUCUAUCUAUUAAAAGCAUACUGGUAUUUAGGUUGUGGUUAAAUUUUCAUUCUUGGUUCAAAUUUUAUUUUCCUUUGUUUUUGGGUGUGAUAAUGUAUGAUAAUGAACUUAAACUAAGCCAAGUGAAAUGUAAACCAAGGAUGAAAUUGAACCACAAUGCGUUACAGUUACUAGACACUCACUUACAGUAGAAUUACUUUCUUUGAAAAACAUCUGAGUUGUGAUAGUAAUUAUUUUAGCAGUAAUUUUUCCUUGACUAAACGAUCAGUGGAGCUAAUGUUUCUCACACAUUAAUUCUUGAACCUAAGAAGUCUGGAGUAUUCAACUUCACGUCUGCUCAGGUGUCAUACAAGGCUUCUGAGGACGCAACAGAUCCUCAGGUACAUGACGGCCAGUCAACAGACAAUGUUCAGCCAGAAUGGCGACUUGACUGGCCAAAAACUUCACUCGCUGGUCAUGAUGACCAGGUUCACAUGCACUGUCAUUCUUGAAAAUACAGCCAAAUCCUCACCUGUAAAUCUUAGAUGUUGUCUCUUUGUAAAAAUUAAAUUACGUUAAUAAAUAGAAAACUCUUCAAGGAUAAGUUAAGAAGUCAGAAUGAUACUAGACCAAGCCAAAAUUUCUUUGGCCGGUACGUCGUGUCUGGCCAUUGAUCAUCUGAAAUUUAUUUUGAGCCCUGGAAAUUUACUAUAGAAUAACUAAAACUGCCUCACUUUUUUUAUUAACAUGUUUAUAAAAAAGUUUGUCCUACGAGGGAAAAAGCUAAUCAAGAGGGCUCACGUUGAAAUAUACGUGCUCAACAAUGAGUAAAGUCAAGUUGAAAAUGGCAGGAAUUAACAAAACAAGAAGCAAACGAUAACCAAUGUAAUAUAGUCAUGCCGCAUUAAUUCAGACACUGAGGGGAUAAUAGAAAGCAUCUGUAUUAACGGGAUGUCAGAGAAAAUGUCAGAGCUUUCUUGCCCCAUGAAUAAAGCAAACUGUCCAUAAUAAUUAGGUGUCAGUAUUAAGUGGGUGCAAAUAAAGCUAGCCUGCCUUGCAGGCAUUUUUAGGGGAGCUCGUUUUUCAUCCCUCCCCACAAACGCCUGCUCAGCUGAAAACAACAUUCCUUUCCCAUUGUUUUAUUUGCGUGGUAAGUGACCAAUAAGCAGUUGUGCAAUAAAGUGUUGACAGGCUAAACGCGACUAAACCGUGACCCUAGAAUUACCGUUUUCCUUCUUUUCUUUCCUUCGCUAAGGUUAUGAAGGGCAUGGAGUAUUCUAAAAUUUGACUAAAUCUUAUUUUUGCUGUUCUGAAUCUAACAUUUAUUAGAGGUCAGAAAGUUUUUCCAGUGUUUCAUGCAGAUCGAGUAAUUAUCAGAUUACCUUGCGGUCAAGGUCAACUUUCCAGAAUUUGGAAAGUACAAUGUGAUUGGCUAAGCAUGGGAAAGGAAUGUUGUCUUCGGUUGAGCAAGCGUUUGUGGGGAGGGAUGAAAAACGUGCUCCCCUAAAUAUGCCUGCAUGGGAGGCUACCAUAAAGCGGGCUUGGAAUGUAUAAAAUCAAUGCUUUGGAAUUAGCAUCUUGAUGCUGUAUGUUAAGCUAGACCAAGAGUUUUCUUUUUUAUGCUUAUUAAUGCCAUAUAGUACCAAACAAAACAGGUUCAAUGUUUUUUCAGACUGUAUAUUCUACAAUGCCAGGAGAGGGAGGAAUUAUGCCUCAGCAGGAAUAUGAUCGCAAGCACUCACCACAUCUAGUAAGUGGGGCUUUUCCAUGACUGGCAACUCAUUAGGUGCGGUUACACUAGACCUUUCCCCAAAGCUCCCCUUGGGGAAAUAGUUGGGUUCACUUUGGGUGUUGAUCACUUUUGUGUUUUCACUCAUCGUGCAAGCAUUGUUUGGAAUUGCUUACCUAGCCAGUUAAAGUCCAAGCCUAGUUACUCUUCACUCAAGGCUAACAUUAAGAAAUUCUCUAAAUGCAUUAACCAAAUUCCUUUCAGCACGAACUCUACUGCAACCAAUAAUAAUAGUGAUGAAUUUAUAUAUUAUUGAUAUCUGGUUUAUUACUAGUCAUUUUAAUUAGUCAUCCUUCUAUCUGUCAUUUGUAAAAUUGUCUAAGUCAACUUAAUUUCAAUUUAUAUAUUUAUUUUUACAUAGUUAUCUUAAGCUUAUCUAUUUAUUUGUUUAUUAUUUCUAUUUAUUACUAUUUAUAUUAGGAUAUAUUUUUAGAUGUUAAUUCAUUAUAGUGUAACAUAGAUAGCAGGUCCACAGCAGUUAUUUGCUUUAUCAAAUAAAGGAUGUAUGCUGGGGUGGGAAGGGGGGGGGUACUGCCAUAUAUGGGCUAUAUAGGUAUGUGUCGCUGUGAAGGGUAUGGUUUUCAGGCAGUUUACUCUAGGAUAGGGUAUAUAAAUCAGAGCGUGUGGGUCUAGAACAGGGUAUCAUUUUUCAGGAAACUGAUCAGUUGGUUGAAGAUGUUAUGUAGACUAGGGAUUGUGGUAUAAGGUUUUGUUUUGGCUAGACUGUGCUAGUGACCUCAGUAGUUUCUGGAAAACAGCUGCCCUAGGAUAGGGGGGAUUUGGGGAGUUUACUCUAGUAUAGGGUAGCAAAAUUCAGCUCAACUAGCUCUGGUAUAGGUUAAGGGUUCCAGGGUCCCAGCGGCACACCCUCGCCGCGGAAGGGGAAAACGGGCAACAAAAAACUUGCAACUUGUUUCGAAACAUUGCUGCUGAAAAGUGUUGAAAAGUUAUGUUGCGUGUUCAAAUCUGCUUUGCAACAGUUUAGGUCGUUGUAGAGAUUAGUUCUACUUUUUGCGACAAAAUCUGUACAUGUAGGCUUUUUCCCGGCCCCAAGGCGAGUGACAGUCAGUAUUCACGCAACUUGCAACAUUUGUUGAGAGACAGGUUUGAACGUGGGUGACAACAUCGCUUCUCACUCUUUUUUCAGCAAUGUUUAGAAACUUGUUACGCGUAUUUGUUGCCCGUCUUAACUUGGCUUUAAAAAUUAAUAUACAGUGAGCAGCACAGUGAAGUACAAUUUAUCAGUCUGCACAUUUUCAAGCAUCAGACCGUACUAAUUUCUACUCUUUUGUUUUUAACAGGUUGAUUGGGGUCUGUUUAGUCUUAUGUCUCUUCCCACUAUCCUUAUACCGUUUCUUGUCUGGUUCCGAAGUCACUCCAAGUAUGAAAAUUUCAAGGCCAAAAAGAACUAAAGCUGCUAGGCAGAGUUGUGCGUCAUAGAGAGACGGACGAGGACAACUCUCAUUACCGCGCUUCCUUGUUUGUUAACACGACGGAACAUGCGCUACAUACUAAAUUAAUUUUAAUAAACUCUUUUCUCAUAUAACACGGUUUGGCUGUUGUAAUGAAUAGUGACUAGGUAGGCCUAGCCACAAAGUCUAAAUUCUUGCUGAGGAAUAACGACUAAUACAAACUUACCCUGAAUGACAGAUGUUUUUUCUCGCACGCGAUGGGAUGCUUCGGAGUUGGCCGGAUGCCAACACCGAAGCUAUGCCAAGCGGCCAAGCUAAAGUCCGAGUACGGGGCGCCACUUACACUUAACUGGAGCCAGGAACCGCGCAUUAAUAAUCUCUAGCAACCAGAAUAACACAAAUUUUGUAUCGGAAAUCGAGUAGGAACGGAACUAAUGGAAUGUUUCGAGGUUAUCCGAGGAGAUCAUAUAAUCUUCGACUAAAUGACCCGCCAUCUAUUUAUUUUUCUCAAAAGGCCAAGCUUUUUAAGUCUUAACGUUCCUUCUUUUACCCGAACAAGAUUGUCCUCCCAUUGUGCUUUCAUACACUUGAAACUUUAUAUCCCGGAGGGGGUAUUCUCUAUAAUGGUUUAUACGGGGAAGCUCCGCCCGAAAGGGGUACCUUAUCAGGCUUCAGGUAUAUGAAAGGAUAGGGAUUUCACUAGCUGAAGUAUAUGAAAGGGUGGCGAAAUAUGUCAUUGCGACCUGUGAUAAGAUCUAAAGGGGCUAACUGGCGCAUUUUAUGGCUGUGAAAAGACAAGAAAACUUUCUGGUUUAGAAAUUUACUCAUAUUUAAACGAGCGUGUAUUUACAGCAAUUACAAGGGAUGCAGCCGUUCCAGACUAAUAUGUGAAAGGCGUACCAUUUGUUAAUGGAAAAUAUACGAAAGGGGUACCUUUAAUGUCAAAAAUGGUAUAUAAAGGGUAAAGGGUCGGACCUCGGGGCGGAACCUCUCAGUAUAAAAGUACACAAGCGCUUUAUAGAGUAAACACCCCAAAAAUAGUGAAUCAGAUAGCGAAUCUGUUGUAUUUUAAGCACUUAAUUUUAGAGAAUCAACGGUCAAAGAAACAUGCAGUGAGACUUAAUAUCCUCAGCGUUUAGGGUCUGUGCAUUAAUUAUGAAGAGGUUAUAAAAUGAGUACAAUACGAUUAAAAGUCAUCUCGAAACCUCCCCCCUACCCUGUACAAUAGCUGAACUAACUUCUUACCACCCCUCCCCCCGCCCCCCCGUUUAAAGCCGAUAACUAUGAUACUACUGAUUACAGCACCUCCCCUCCCCCCUCUUGGGAAUAAUUAUACACUUCUGCAUUGCACUUAUUCCAGAAAUUUGACAGUAUACAGGAAUUUAGACAAGGAGUUGUUUUCAAACUUUGUCCGGGCUUCUGUUUCAAAUGACACCAUUUCGAGAACCGAGAGGCCCCUGGUGUUUAAAACAGUUCCUGUAAGAUUCGGUCCCACACAGACGUUUUAGGACUUCGUAACCCUCCCCCGUUAGUGGAGGCGAAACGCGCGCGUGACAGAGCCCUAAGAAUGUCUGCGUGGGAGAGACAGGCUAAGGCCCUAACUGAUGAAUUAAGUACGGCAAAAGAGCGGCGUCUGAAUCAAUUUGGUGCGGCAGUUUUAGUCUGGUGCGGCAAAAGCAUUAAGUUCGACAGAGUCUGUCGAACUUUUGUCGAACUUAACUUAGGUUCGACACACGGUACGCCGUCUGAAUCAGAUGUCGCGCCAGCGUCGCUCCAAAGUCGAACUUAUUCAGUUAGGUUCGGCACAUGAAAAGUACCCGUAUGAACCAGGCCUGAGCGGCUGUUGGUUGGUUCAACGCAUUCCUAUAAAAAGCUACAAAAAUGGAUUGACGGAAAGAAGUUUUCCAUGAUUUGACUUGGCUCGACUAGAACGAUGCAUUUUUUGACCUCAAGGAGUCAGUAAGCGAGUCCGGCCAUGUUUCGACCUUCCGGCAACCACUGGCUGAUAAAACAAAUAAAUAUACUUAUGGAAAAUACUUUUCAAGUUCAACCGAAAAUCGCUCUGUUAGUUCAGUCUCGCUCGUUGUCAGUUUACUCUUUUUAAAAAAAUCCGAGAUAUCACUCCUGGUUCUGAAAGUGUGUUGCUGAGUGAAGAAAUUACAUGUAACAAUAUAAGCUAUUUCUUGUAUAAUGAUCCUUUUAAAAUAUUUAAUUAAAAACAUUUUAUAUCUUUAAAAUUCAAACAACUUUGCCAAAAUUAACCGAAGACGUCACUUUGUUCUCGUACCAUACGCGGUAGCAGAACGACUCGUCGGCGAAACGCGACUGUUCAAGUGCUGAAGAAACCACAGGUUCAGGGAAAUCGCUUUUGCUAUUUUCUCAAAUCAUUCCCUGUUAGCGGGAAAAGACCACGAAUUCAAGGGAAUGCAACACGGAUUUUCUGUUUGGAGCAUUCUGACCGUGGAAAAACCAAUCUACCUUUUCCGUCGGACUCCACGCUGGAAUUCGAGCCAGGUUAACCCAAUCAAAUUCUUGUAUUGUUGUUAGUUUGUUGCCGGGUAUUCUUUUCGUCCGUAACCAUUUCAAGUUCAAACGGAAACCGUUCUAACUGAUGCAAGUUCAUCGUAGACCCACUUGAUACAGAAAAAAUUGACUCUGUAGCCUGCGUGGCAGGCGUUUGCAAGGGAAGGGAGGGAAAGGGGAUUUCGGGCACGUCGCGCCCAAAUUCACUUCCCCUAUCCUUUCGAACGCCUGCCACGCAAGCUACUGACUCUGGGGCUAAGAUUUUGACGAGAAAGGAAUGCAUCGCUAUGCAAAUUAUACAAAUGCGCAGUUUAUCGCCACAGUUACCGAGGGAACCUUUAAGGUGCAUAGUAUCAUAGCAACCAAAAUGCGGGGUUUUCACUGAAAGCAUCCACAACUUGUCAGGUUAAUGUGCAUCCUCGGAGACCCAGGGUCAGUCAGUCGGGCCGGGAGAAAAGGCGCGACAAAAGUUUUCAAGCACAGGCGGAAAAGCCCCUGGGUACCGACUCUCACCGGACCAUUUCCAAACGGUCAAGAGAAUGCUGGUUCCUGAUUGGGCACAAAAAAUGCUUUGUAUUAUUAUGCCCAAUCGGCGAACAGCAUCCUCUGAGUUCUUUUCGUGAGUUCGUACAUGACGGUUAUUGACUCGAUCACGGCUUGCCUGGCUCAUGCACCAAAGAAAUGCACGCAGUCAGGAAUCUUUCAGUUUGAUAUAAAAGCUACAUUUCAAAAUACUGGUAGUCUUAACACUAGAGCCUAAAUAAGCUAAGAAAUAUUUCAAGACAAUUAAAUUUUAAAUUCUUCAAGGAAAAGAAAGCUUCACACACAACCUAUCUUUUUCACUUCAGGUUUUCCCACGCAACAUAAUUAAGAUUGAUUGACAUGUUUCGCUUUUCUCAAAGCUUGGAAACCGUAAGUUCGGUCGGUUUUAA